Molecule: messenger RNA, 3837 nt
Organism: Lepisosteus oculatus (spotted gar)
Lineage: Eukaryota; Metazoa; Chordata; Actinopteri; Semionotiformes; Lepisosteidae
Gene: rfxap
Product: regulatory factor X-associated protein
Biological process (GO): regulation of transcription by RNA polymerase II
Cellular component (GO): nucleus
Source: RefSeq, a predicted model, not a curated record
AGAGCUCAAAAUUUCAUCCGCAAAGCUCUUGAAUGAAGUCGCCUCGUUGUUUGUUAGUGUUUUUAUUUCAGGAAGCGUGGCAGAGAAACAACAAGAAUCAAUGUGCUAUAAAUAUAACUCCAUUCGCGAGUUUCGUUUUAUUCAUUAGUUUUUAAACAUAUGAACCCUUGUGAUGGAAGAUAAUUAUGUCCGUUGAGGGUCUUUUCUGUGUCAGAAUUAGUUGGUAUAUGCUCUAAACCACAAAUGGUUGUCUGAUUUAGAUGGGUGUUGAAUAAUGGUAUUUCUCCCUUUACAGUAAAGCUGUAAAUUAAUGUUUGGACAUCGAAAUCGUGUAGACAGAAGUGCUAUCUUACCGAUUUAUCGUACGUGUACAUCUGUAGCUGUCAACAAUACAUAGCAAUUCGCAUUGCCUUGCUAAUCAAGGAUGACUGAAGAAACAAACGCUCCUACCACGGGUGUGAGCACCGACCCCAGUGUCUCGCUGGCAGUGAGUAAAGAUGUGCCUACUUACUUUGUGGGGGACUGCCCCCCAGCUGAGAGCAGGACGACCGUGAUCACCCCACAGGAGUCAGAAAGCGUGGUGUACUACGACGGCGGAGACGAUCCGGGCGAGGAGAGCGAUGUGCUGGACGCCUCGGAUCCCAGAGACAGCACCGCCAGCCCCGAGGAGCUCAAUGACGAGGAGGGCUUUGGGGACAACGAGAACGUGAUGAAGACCUGCAUCUACGAGGGCUGCACCGAGACCACCACGCAGAAGGCCAAGCAGAGGAAGCCGUGGAUGUGCAAGAAACACCGAAAUAAAAUGUACAAAGACAAAUACAAGAAAAAGAAGAGCGAUCAAGCCAUGUCUAGCGGGAAGCUAGAUGAGAGCGCAGAAGAGAGACCCGUGUCUGCUACGAAACAGCGUUUAGGAGGUUUAGGUGAACGUCCAGCCCGGCCUUCGCUCUUAGAACAAGUCCUUAACCAGAAGAGAUUGUCCUUACUGAGAAGUCCAGAAGUCAUUAGCUUUUUGCAGCAACAGCAGCGAUUACUAACCAACCAGACUCGAGCGCAACCACAUCAAGACUAUUAAGUUGGAAAUGGUGAAGAGGGAGGGCGGUCAUUUUAUUCUUCCUUUUCUUCAUGCACGACUGCAAAACCUUGUGGAUAUUUUUUUUUCCCCUGGAAGCCAAUUUUAUGCUAGAAAUCCUAAAUCAUUGGACUGGACAGCAGAGGUUGAAAUUCCCCAAAACAGACGAACCCUUUUUCCAUUAAAAGAAAAUUCAAGCAAUUUACCCAAGCAGGUGCUCAAACAUAGAACCCUGUGUUGAGAAAAGAAAAACAAAAUACUGUGGAUCACAAAAGCUUGUUACAAAAAUGGCAGUCAGAAGAAUUUGGCUCCUCUGAAAAAAAGUUAGAGCGUGAACAAUCAUGUCAAAUCAGAACAUCAAAACCAGCUUUUAGGAACUGGUUUUCAGAUUCCCUUUUUAAUGUCAUUGAAUGCUUAGUUUAGUGUUUAACUAUGCAGUGCUACGACAGUAUGCUUAUGUAUCAGUCUGCUACCCAGCAGCCUUUGUUUUAGGAGGUUAAUAUUUGGCACAGCUAUUUUGGAAUUUCUCCUGUCACAUUUUUAACAAAAUACCACUCUGUACUGCAACUGCGUAAAUGGGUUUGUGAUGUCUACUAUUUUAUCUGAGGGUUUUCGCCAGUUUUGAAUUCUCAUUUCCUCCCUCCUCCCAGAAGUGGGAAGGUAAGGUUUGAUCGACUUUGUCUCCAAUGUUCAUCCUCAUUAGGUGUCUGUUCUCCCCGUGUCAUGAUCCAAUUGUGAAGCGAGCCGCAAUGCUGCCAUUUUCCAUUACGAGCUGUUGGCAGGCAAAGAGACUACACACAGGCAGACAGCCAAUGCAAAAUGGGACAAUUCUUGCUUUUAAUCCCCAAUGGUGAGUUUUAUCACGGACAAAUAUGGCACUUCCAUUUUUUCACGGAUUUUACAGCAGGCAGUAUCGGAAAUACACUGAAGUUGUAAGCUGUAUUAUAUUAUAACUGGAAAAUCUGCUAGCAGUUUUCAGCAAUUCCAGAUUAUUCCUAACCAAUUUAGCUCAGCAGUGCCUGUGAACAUCAAGUAAAUUAAAAGGACAUUAGAAAUACUCUAAUCCCUCUGUGUAAGAGCUUAAUUUUUUCCCCAAAAAACUGCUUAUAAGGUGAAAACUUGAAUAACAGAAAUCCCCUUUACUUUCCCUUUAUAAGCUUCAGUUGUUUCUAGAACUCAAAAAUGUUCCCUUAGACACCCAAUCUUCCCCUUUACACAACACAUUCUCCAUUGAAUAAAAAUAAUAAAAAGCCUAGUUAAUUAUUCGCAUAACAUGCUUAAAGUCUGUAGCGGAUGCAUAAACAAUAGGUAGGAAAACAAUAACUCUUGCUCAUUUACAGAAUCAGUACCAUAGUUACAUUGUUAGUCCUUAGCAAAAAGCAUAAACCGUACGAUGCACUUAGCACACACAAGCCUUUAUUAUUAAAAAAAAAGUUAAAAUGUAAAAAAAGAAAUUCCCCAUCCCGGAUGAUGCAAGAAAAGAAGAAUCUCAGCAAUGCUUUACAAGAGCCCAACUUGGAAGAGUGAUAAUCCAAUUGUUAAAUCAAAAACCAGCUAAAAUUUGGCAUCUCUUUUAAACAAAAACAUGGAUGGUUGUAUAGAGAGGUAUGACUUUACUUGGGUAUAUGUUUAGAAGUUAAAAACGCCAGUAUUUAGUCUUAAGCAAUGCAGUAAAAGAAAUGGUGAACGGGAAUGAUACUUAUACCAGGAAUGGUAUAAGUAGGUACCCCUUCCUUUUAUAUUUUAGAGGUAAUUGACCUAAGUCUUUUAGAGCAGGCACAGCAUUGGCUGUGUUUCUUCAUGCAGUUUAAAAUGAACUGAAGGCACAAAAAAAUAACAUUGCGGCUAUGUGGGUGCAAACUUUGCAAAACAUUGAUUUUUGGUUGUCUGCCAAGAUCCAUUUUGGUCAUCAUGGCAGGACAUGUGAGGAAGAUUUCGAAGGGGUUUUGAAUUUGGGAGUCAGGAUACAUCCUUAGUAGACACAAGACCCAUAUUCUUGUCACAGAUUUAAUGGCUUGUUUGUCCUAGUACGUCUGUCUAAUAUGAAUUUCAUAGGCUGUGAGUCUCUCAACAUCAGCUUUAUUGUGGGAAGAAAAAAACUAUUUCAAGAAGAUUUCAUAAGUGCCACUGAUUUAUGUAACUUAUCAAAUAUGUUGCUUGUUUCUACACAUUUUCUCUUUUAAUUUGUAACUUUCAUUUGCACGCAAGACAAAAAAGUGAGCCAAAAAAAGCAUGCACUCCAAAGUCUCACCGGUAUAAUUUUUCUAAAAGAUUUAAAUAACUGUUUAGUGGUAAAAAUUUUUGUAACCUAUUUAACAAAACCUGGUUGUAUAUUCGUUGUGUGGCAUUUUAAUCUAAGGCACUAAAUUAUUUAAAAAAUAUAUUGUAAUUAUUUUAUUAUAUGUACAGUUUGCCCAGUACAAAAUGAAGACAAUAUGGUUGGCUGAGAUGACCAUAGGUAUUUUGUGCAAUUGCCUGUUGCUUCUUUGAAUUUUCAGGAGAUAGAAAUAAUGUGUUUGUAAUGCAUGUUUGUAUAACAUGAUAUUUUAUUCUAUGUGUUAAAUUAUUGUAUAUCUUGGAAAUGUUUGAGUUUUGUGGAGCUUGGUGGUGGAUGUUCCACAGCUAAUUUACUUCUUUCUCUUCAACCAGUAGGAUUGGAAGUUGCUAAAACUCAAUUAUGAAUGAAAAUUGCCAAGAUGUCUGUUGUGUUUUAUUGAAUUUGAUUUUUUUUUUUGUUUUUACUGCAGAGUAAAAAGGUUGUAAAAUCA